This is a messenger RNA of Salpingoeca rosetta, 543 nucleotides long. RefSeq lists its product as uncharacterized. Bases 85 to 402 code for a protein of 105 amino acids. The transcript has 4 exons. NCBI's taxonomy places the organism in Eukaryota, Choanoflagellata, Craspedida, Salpingoecidae. The record is from RefSeq and is a predicted model, not a curated record.
ACAAUAAUCGACAGGCAAGCGGAACAAGAGGCAAACAAGCAAGCAAGCAAGCAAGCAACAAGGAAGCAAGCAACAAACAACGCGAUGGCGCACCACCUGCCUUCGUCGAACCCAAAGGCGUUCACGAAACCAUACAAGCCGCUGUCGCAAUGUCUGAUGCCAACAUGGAGGCCAACGUAUGAUACAAGCCCGCGCACAGUGGUGCACAACUCGCAAGAAUCACUCAUCAUCCGCCAGUUGAAGAACGCGCGCAUGAACGACAAACAAGGGGAAGGCGAAGGCAGCGACCGUGUGGAGUCGACACCCGAGCGGAAGGCGCGCGUAACAGACAGCUCCCCAGAUGCGCGGCCAUCAAGUACAGAAAAGCGGCCCAAGGUCUCGCAAAACGACACAAACUUGUGAACAAUGCUUUUCCACAUUGUGUGCUUACUGACUCUGCACGUGGUGUGUGAUGUGCGAGAAUAUUCGACGUUGCGUGUGUGUGUGUGUAUCAUUCGUUGAUCGGAUCAGGCACUCAUAGCAGUAAAAGACGAACAAAUGAAA